Bombus huntii is the source of this 1007-nucleotide messenger RNA. RefSeq names its product protein phosphatase inhibitor 2-like. Bases 253 to 825 code for a protein of 190 amino acids. Gene Ontology annotation, biological process: regulation of signal transduction. Gene Ontology annotation, molecular function: protein phosphatase inhibitor activity. The record is from RefSeq and is a predicted model, not a curated record. Lineage: Eukaryota; Metazoa; Arthropoda; Insecta; Hymenoptera; Apidae. The transcript is spliced from 4 exons.
ACAAAAUAUGUAUAUACAUAUAUACUACGUAAUACACCCUGCCCUGUAUAAGGUUUUGUGUAACAUGGCACCAAUCAGAGCUCGUGAUUUUUCCAUUUAAAACUGAAAAUUGUUAAGGUGAUAAUUUGUCAUCGUCAAUAAACGAUUGUCCAAUUACUUCUAAUUCGAGUGAAAACAUUCUGAAGAAAAUUUGACUUUACAAAGAUUCGUCAUGUUUUAUAAUUAUCAAAUGUGAAUCAAUCUCUUUUCAAAAUGGCAGAAAAUCUUUCGAAACGGCCUCCUAAGGGAAUUUUAAAAUCAUCUAGCAGCUUCGAUAAUCCAGAUAUACCCAGGCCAAGCAAAGAAACAAAAUGGGAUGAAAUGAAUAUAAUUGCGACAUUGCACCCAGCAGAAAAAGAUUAUGGUCAUAUGAAGAUUGAUGAACCAAAAACCCCAUACAACUAUGAAGGCCUGCAAGCUGAAUUUCAAUUUGAUCAAUUAGAUUCUACUGCAGUUGCUACCAAAUUGGCAGAAGGCAGUAAACCAAAAAUAUUUGAAGAAUCAAGUGAAGAUGAAGAUGAAAAAGAAACUGUUGAAGAAAGAGAAAAACGUAAAGCAUUUGAAGCAAAGAGAAAGCGUCAUUAUCAAGAAUGGCAAGUAGUUCAAAUGGCUCGAAAACAAUUACUUGAACAAGAUGAAGAUGAAGAUGAGGAGAGCAAUGAAGAAAAUGAAGAACAUGAAGAAGACAUAGAAAAAGAUGACAAUAAUUCUCUUCAUCCUGAAGAACAUGAGUUUGAUCUUAAAUUCAAGUGCAUGCCAUCUUGCAAUAUAACAAAAGGAAAGUGAUAUGGCGAUGGACAUUAAUAAAUAAUAUAAAUUACUUCGUUAGAAUUUAGAAUUCAAUUCUCUAAAAAUUUUAGUUCAUGUUAAAUUUAUUUACUAUUAUACAACUGACAAAUGCAAUAAAUUACAAUGUCCGUUUUACAUGAGUUAAAUGAUUAAGUUAAUAAAUUUUUGUAAUUGACCAA